ACCGGGAGGAAGCACCUGGCUUCUGGCUUCGGAUCGGCGCAGCUCUGGUCUUUGCAGCCAUUUGGGGAGUGAACUAACGGAAGGAAGACCUUUUCUCUGUCUCUCUCUCUCACUGUCUAUAACUCUGUGUCAAAUAAAUAAAAUUUUUUUAAAAAUCCCUCCAGUAUGGGAUGCUGUCAUCACAAACAGAGGCUUAACCCACUGCCCCGUAACCCCGCCCCCUUUGUUGAUUUUUUCAUAGCACUGAAAUAUUGUUUGCAUAUCAAAGUUGCUAUGUACAUCUGGCCUUUCGUGAUUAUUAGCUAACUGCUCUGCCUUCAUCCGUGUGUAUCCUUUAGCCCUUACAGAGUGCAGGUUCUUCAGGGAGAUCCCAUGAAGGCACAGAAAGAUAAACUAGACAUGCUGGCUGGAGGCAGAUCCUACUCUAGUAUUUCAGGUGGAGGGCAUGCCUCUCACUCUCUAGAAGGUUCUGAUCAAAGAUGGGGAACAACAAAAAAAUUGCUUCAGUCCUAAACCUGUGUUGCUCAAGCCAAAACUGCUGUUAGCUUUCACUGAAAGGAGUGGUCACUUCAGGCCCCAAACAGUGAAGGAUGAAUCUGGAAAAGGAAGAGGCCUGGGCUCUGCAGAGGACCCCGGGUUCGGGGGUGGUCCACGGCCUUUUACCGGUGGGAUUUCGUUGAGCCCCGUGAGGCUGUGUGGAGAUGGUGAAGUUGUGUAUUAACCCACCCUCUGCACAGCUGGGUCCCAGGUUUGCAGAGGAGAGAAGGCAGUGGCUCUAACGUGAGGGGCCAUCCCUCCCUCCCCAGAAGCAAAAGUCUAGCCUGGUGGGGGAAGGCAGAUUGCUGGCUGGAGAAGUGUUUCGGAACGUGGACUCUGAGGUAUGGAAGAACAGAGGAAAGAGAGAAAACAGUGUUGUCCAUGUAUCUGCGGGAGUGAAACUUGAACUAACACUUGCAGAGUCCUAGAUGGAAAGGAAGAAGAGGGAAGAGCUGGGGGGAGUCUGUGCACCACAGUGGUACAAGUACUGUGCACAUGGCCAGGUGCUGUGGAGUGCGUUGCCUAGAGUGUGACAGCGACCCUGUGAAGUGGGUUGAGAUUAUCCCCAUUUUACAGUUGGAAAAGCUAAGGUUCAGAGGAGUGAUUUACAUGCUUAAAGUCCCCCUGUUAAUAAGAAAAAGAGGUUGUUAGCAGACACAACACAGAGAAUCACUGUACUAAAGAGAUUGAGAUAGAAAUGAACAUGGCCUUUUUGGCCGGAGCCGCCAUCUUCCAGUAAUUCGCCAAGAUGACGAACACAAAGGGAAAGAGGCGAGGUACCCGGUACAUGUUCUUCAGGCCUUUCAGAAAACAUGGAGUUGUUCCUUUGGCCACAUACAUGUGCAUUUACAAGAAAGGUGACAUUGUGGACAUCAAGGGAAUGGGUACUGUUCAAAAAGGAAUGCCCCAUAAAUGUUACCAUGGAAAAACUGGAAGAGUCCACAAUGUUACCCAGCAUGCUGUUGGCAUUGUUGUAAACAAACAAGUGAAGGGCAAGAUUCUUGCCAAGAGAAUAAAUGUGCGUAUUGAACACAUUAAGCACUCUAAGAGCCGAGAUAGCUUCUUGAAACGUGUGAAGGAAAAUGAUCAGAAAAAGAAGGAAGCCAAAGAGAAGGGUACCUGGGUUCAACUAAAGCAUCAGCCUGCUCCACCCAGAGAAGCCCACUUUGUCAGAACCAAUGAAAAGGAGCCUGAGUUGCUGGAACCCAUUCCUUAUGAAUUCAUGGCAUGAUAAAUGUAAGAUAAAUAAAUAAGACCUAAUUGAAAAAAAAAAAAAAGAAAUGAACAUGGCAAGAGGGGGAGAUCUACACACAGAACCGAGUUCCUGCACGUUGCAGGAGGGUGGGAAGUACAGUUGCAUCGGAAAGGCAGGGUUAGACUCUGUGCAAGACUUGCCACGUCCUUGUAUCCAGAACAAGACCAGGCUGUCUCCCAGGUUCACGUCCUGUCUCCUCACAGCCUUCACCGAAUUGCCCUUAAUUAUCCCUCCUUCUGGUGCUACUGCUUUCGCAUAAGCCACUUCCUCUGCCUGGAGUAGCCUCUGCCCUCUGAGCUUGGGAAUGCUGCUCUCAUUUCUCCAUGUGCCUCCCUCAG
This is a messenger RNA of Oryctolagus cuniculus (rabbit), 2130 nucleotides long. Lineage: Eukaryota; Metazoa; Chordata; Mammalia; Lagomorpha; Leporidae. The record is from RefSeq and is a predicted model, not a curated record.